AUGAUGAGUAGUAAUUACUGCAGCAACACUUCAGCCAGCAUGAGUGUUAAUGAAAUGUCUGCCUUCUCUCUGACUUUAGAACAAAAAACUGGCUUUGCCUUUGUGGGGAUUUUGUGUAUUUUCUUGGGACUUCUAAUUAUCAGAUGCUUCAAAAUCUUGCUAGACCCCUACAGUAGUAUGCCUUCUUCUACAUGGGAAGAUGAAGUUGAGGGGCUGGAUAAAGGAACAUUUGAAUAUGCUCUUGCAUGA
Messenger RNA from Chaetura pelagica (chimney swift), 249 nucleotides. It is a transcript of the gene CTXN2, whose product is annotated as cortexin 2. The record is from RefSeq and is a predicted model, not a curated record. The coding region runs from base 1 to 249 and encodes 82 amino acids. NCBI's taxonomy places the organism in Eukaryota, Metazoa, Chordata, Aves, Apodiformes, Apodidae. The transcript has a single exon.